UGGCCUGGGCUGUAUCUCAAUCUAUCAUUUACCUUGCCAUGGAUAUACAGCAAUGACCGUUUCCCCAGCCAAUACUUGUCCUUCAAAACUCAUUGCAGCUGUCGACAAAAACAUACCUAUUGUCUUUUUUUUUUUUUACGUCGCUUGCCUAUUGCAAGUAAGACCGCUCUAAGAGCACCUCACAAGCUUCAUGGAAGAGAGCAAUAAACUGGCAGGAGCUGCGCUAGUAGUCGAUAUACUGGAACUACUAGCAAAGCUCACCGUUGGCGUUGCUUUUCACUCGACCGCUUUCGUUGCUGAUGCGUUACGGAGUAUAUACGUUAUAGUGAGCCGAGUUAUGGCACGAUGGUCAGCCCAAGUAGUACAUCGGCCAUCAACCGCAAAGUAUAGUUUUGGUUUGGUGAGGAUAGAGAUUGUCACUGUAAUGUUAAGCGCGGCUCUCCUGUUCGGGCUCUCCAUCGCAAUUGUCAUUGAUGCCAUAUCUCAGUUCAUCGAUUUAGAGCCAAUGACAGAGCCGUUUGUCAUUUUCAUUACCGGAGCUUCUUGUCUCGCUUUGAACCUGGUGUCGCGAGUGUUUAUGCAAGCACGCUACACUGUUGGAUCAGCUAUGGGCAGGAAACCCUCUGUGUCGGAGGGUCGAACAUCUCGUAGCAAUAAAACAAGGGAUCAGCGACAGCAGGAUGAAAGUGGUGAGUUUGGAAAUCAUGGCUUUGCGUUAUCUACCAUUUCAGGCCCGAACGACAACAACAAGGAUAUGGAUGAAAGCAAGAUCGCUAACAGAAGGAUGGGUGAAUUUCUUAGGACGUUGUCUCGUGUACGGGACUAUUUCAAUAUUUGGAAAGUCUUAAUUUCCACGUUGUGGGAAAGGCUUAUAUCCGCAGAUCCGCAAGCCACCGUGUCACUUCGGAGCCGGACAGUGUCUCUCUGGGACAGCUCGAAUGCCCUUGGGGACAUUUGCAUCACACUUGCAGCGUUACUUGUGUGGAAAGUGCCUGUGGCGUCCAUACAAUACCUCGACCCAGCACUUGCUAUGUCUAUUGCCCUACUAAGCAUGUACUUUGCUUAUCGGCUGAUUGUUGCAGCUUCUGCCAUCCUCCUCCAAGCUACACCGUCGACUAUUGACACCAACGUUGUCAAAGAGGCUGUUCAAAGUAUAGAUGGUGUCGUGUCUGCUCAUCAUGUCCAUAUUUUCGCGUUGAACGAGAACAAGCUGAUCUGCUCGAUGCAUGUUCACCCUCUAUCACGAGCAACCGCCGGAGAAAGGUUUAUGGAAGUUAUGCGGCAAAUCAGACGUGUCCUACGCACCUACGGAGCUCAUUCUACAACGAUACAGCCCGAAUUUUGUCAUGACGAGACUGAGACUAUCCCAUUAUUACAGGCUGGACAGACGGAAGGAGGAAAUUGGCAGCAGCCAUCGAGUCUGGAAACCAAGUCCAAGUCUUUCUAGACUUAAUGUCAUCGAGAGAUCUAGGCUUUUCAGAUACAAUCUAUUAUUGCCAUUGUUCCUUAUAACUAUUUGUUACAUAAACCGGUUGAGAUUUCAACUCUUGGGUUGUUUGAUAUGAAUUGGGGAUAGAUAUAAGGAAAUUGGUCUCCUUCGAGCAUGCGAUUAAGAGAUAGGACUUCACAGCAUCCUAAACCUGUCAUGGCUUAAUAGUUAUUGAAGGUUCCAAUUCGCUGUUCUUAUGUCAUUUGUGGAGACGCUCGUCAAUGGGGGUUAUGAUUGAGCAUUGAAUUGAACAUGACUGAAUAUCAAUUUUAUAACAAGUCUGGGAAAGGACUACUGAUAUACUGGAACAUUCUGAAGCAUUAUGGAUUAGUCAUUGAAUGGUUUUGACUCGCCUCACUUGCGUUUGUGGGCUUAUGGGCAUUCCCUACUAUAUCGAAUCAUGGAAUCGAGCCCGCUGGUUCUGAC
This is a messenger RNA of Fusarium redolens, 1915 nucleotides long. RefSeq names its product cation efflux protein. Gene Ontology annotation, cellular component: membrane. Gene Ontology annotation, biological process: intracellular zinc ion homeostasis; zinc ion transmembrane transport. The coding region runs from base 191 to 1447 and encodes 418 amino acids. The transcript is spliced from 4 exons. Lineage: Eukaryota; Fungi; Ascomycota; Sordariomycetes; Hypocreales; Nectriaceae. Gene Ontology annotation, molecular function: zinc ion transmembrane transporter activity. The record is from RefSeq and is a predicted model, not a curated record.